Molecule: messenger RNA, 1980 nt
Organism: Alternaria rosae
Lineage: Eukaryota; Fungi; Ascomycota; Dothideomycetes; Pleosporales; Pleosporaceae
Product: cytochrome P450
Exons: 4
Coding region: 353-1927 (524 amino acids)
Molecular function (GO): monooxygenase activity; heme binding; iron ion binding
Source: RefSeq, a predicted model, not a curated record
AGAUCUUUAGCUCCCAUGACUCGAGACGAGCCGCACCCCACAUCCACAAGCCUAGAACAUCAUUUUCAACGUCCAUCCCAGCCAAGUAUGUGCUGGCGUUCCGCUCAGCUCUGCUCUGUCACAUGUCGCACAUCCAAAACGCUCGUUUGGGCACAAAUAGCCGUUAUGGCCCCCAAACAAGUUCCCAUUAUGACACGCUCCGGGACUUCCCCCCACUUAGACAUGUAGCGUAUGCCGCUGGAAGCGGCUGCAUGGCAUAGCGGCUUUCUACCUUGCAAGAGAAGAGAACUAAGGUAAAAGCAAUGUCUUCUCAUGCGAGGGUAUUGUUCUUUUCCUCACAUUGUUGUACAAAAUGAAUCCAACGGGCACGGAGACGCUAUCAACAACAUGGCUGCCAUCAACGCGUCAGAUCCUGGGUCUUGCUGUCCUCUGGCUAGUGUUUAAAGUGCUAGAAGCCAUCUACAACAUCUCGCCCCUCCACCCGCUGAGUUCAAUCCCGGGACCAAGAUUAGCAGCAGCGACAUACUGGCCUGAAUUCUACCACGAUGUCAUCAAGUUUGGCUGUUACACCAAGGAGAUCAGUGAAAUGCAUAGGGUUUAUGGACCCAUCGUGCGAAUCAGUCCCAACGAAGUCCACUGCGACGAUAUCCGCUUCGCAGACGAGAUAUAUGCAACUGGUAGCCGAAAACGCGACAAGCCAAAGCACCAGGUCAACGGUUCUUCUAUCACGUUAUCCGGGUUCAGCACUACCGAGCACGAUCUCCAUCGACUUCGGCGCGUACCCCUGGCGAAAUUCUUCUCUCGUGCCAUGAUAACACGGCUUGAACCUGAAAUCCACAGCCUGGUCCAACAGCUCUGUGACAAACUGCUGCGGCAAUCCGGCGAUAACGAAGCGUUCGAUAUCGCCAUGGCAUACAGCUGCUUCACUUCCGACGCCAUCUCCAGUUACAGCUUCGGCGAAAGCUUUGGAUUUCUCGACCAGGAAGGGUGGUACCCGAACUUUCGGGAGCCAACAGCCGCAGUCCUCAGACCCGUUUUUGUAUUCCGUUUCUUUCCUUGGACGUCGGCUAGUGCUUCGCUCGCGACGACUUUUAUCGACUAUUUACCCAAGGAUAUCGCUUUGAUGGUUAAGACUUUACAGGUUGAUUUGCCCAACAGAGUGCUCAAGGCGAAGGCGGAUGUAGACGCGGGCAUAACGUACGACCGACCAACGAUCUUUGCUUCACUAUUACAGUCUGACCUUGGUGCUGGGGAUAAGGGCGUGGUGCGCCUAGUCCAUGAGGCACAGGCUGUACUGGGUGCUGGCACUGAGACGACGAGUUGGGCGUUGGCCGUGAUGACGUACCAUCUAUUGACCAAACCUGAAAUUCUUGCUAAGCUUACUCGAGAACUUCAAACUGUCGUAGAAGACCCGCAACACCUACCUGGAUGGACCGUCCUGGAAACACUGCCUUACCUCGGAGCUGUCAUUCAGGAAGGACUGAGACUGUCCUAUGGCGUCUCUAGCCGUACUGCUCGUAUUCCCACGGAGGAGACUCUGCUUUAUCGUGGCGAAUGGAAUAAGAAGCCUGUCGAACACGUUCUUCCCAAAGGCUAUGCGAUUGGCAUGUCAUCGUACAUUACACACCACGAUGAACGCGCUUUUCCCGAUUCUUAUACAUUUGCGCCUGAGCGGUGGUUGGAUGAGAACAAUCAGAGGAGAAAAGAACCUGAGCGCAGUAUACUUUCCUGGUCAAAAGGAAGUCGGUCUUGCUUGGGGAAGAAUCUGGCCUUAUGUGAGCUGAACCUGUGUCUCGCCGCUUUGGUGCUGCGUGUGAUACCGAAGAUGCGAUUGUUCGAUACGACAAAAGAGGAUGUGGCAUAUGAUCAUGACAUGUUUGUGCCGAUGACAAAGGAUAAUAGAGGUGUAAGGGUUACAAUCGAAUAGUGUAGUAAAUAGUCACCCUAUGAUCUAAAUGUGUUAAAACACUCAAUGCAUGC